AUGGGGACGGCUGCUCUCCUCUUCUUCGUCUUAAUUAGAAAUCUGAACAGUCAUGUCCUUUCAGAGGACUCUGUGGUGGAGUCAGAGUGUCGGGACCGGUACCUCUGGAUCCACGUCCGCUCGGCCCAGACUCCUCGCUUCCAGGUCAAAGAUGGAAGUGGCGUCCACGCUCUCAUCGAGCCGCUGGCGUCCCGCUGCGGUUACACCAUCAGCACCUUCAGGAUGGACGGCUUCACCACCUUCAGGGCUUCGUACUACUCCUGCUUCACCCAGAACCAGAACGACGAGGUGUUCACCUUCAGCUUCAACGUGUUCGUGAGCGACGCUGGGGGAACGUGGACCAGCCGGCCGGUCUCUGCCGUCUGUUCUGGUCUGACCUGGACUCACAGAGAGGUCAUCUGCGAGGAGGACUACAUGGAGGUGAACGUGGACAGAGAGUCGUCGUGUGGAGGUCAGCGGGGGGACAGUGGAGAGAUGUGGCACGCGGCCUUUUCUCAGGCGCAGAGGACGGCGAGUUCUGUGUGGCAGCUGAUGUUCCUGCAGAGUGAUGGACGGGUGUCUUCCAUGUCCAUCAGUGAAGCCCAGCGGGGGGGCUACAGCCUGGUGGCGGGCGCCCAGAGGGUGGCGCUCCGCUCGCCGUACAAACAGCCGCAUGCCGAGCUGAGCACGGUGGAAGGCGUCCCUGUGGAGGUGCUCCGGGUUUCUCUGUUCUUUAAAAAGAAGCUGACGGUGAUGAUGAUCGACGUGUCCAUGGCCUGCACAGUCAAUUCGGGUUCUUUUGACGGCGCCCGGCUGCUGUGGGACGUCCCGCGGUCAUGACCCCGCUGGUCGAUGAGGGAGCAGUGUUUGAAAGCCGGACCCUCGGCCUGGGGCUGGAGGGGGUUCUUCUGGACGAACGCACCGCCACAACCAAAGGAUUCAGCGUGGUCAAACGAGGCCGUUGAUCCAGAUCGGAG
Molecule: messenger RNA, 956 nt
Organism: Etheostoma spectabile (orangethroat darter)
Lineage: Eukaryota; Metazoa; Chordata; Actinopteri; Perciformes; Percidae
Exons: 8
Coding region: 1-819 (272 amino acids)
Source: RefSeq, a predicted model, not a curated record